AUGUAUAGAACGAUACUGUCAGUGGUGAUUUUAGCAGUGAUUUCUGAAGAAUGCAGUACUCAGUACGCCUACCCAUACGGUAUUUAUGGAAGUUAUGGUCUUUUGGAUUCGUUUAGUUCAUUUGGGUUUCCAUAUGGUUACGCCGGCUAUGGACCUAGCAGUGCUUACGCUUAUGAUCCUUAUAUGGGCUACGGAAUGGGUAUGGGAUCAUUUGGAGGUUUAGCUGAUUAUCCCGGUCUUGGACACAUGGGCGGAAUGAAUGGAAUAGGAAGUCUUGGCGGUAUCAGCAACCCAUCACGCAUGAUUAAUAAUGGCAAUACUUAUGGCGGUUUCGGAAUGUUCAGCAAAUCAUCAUCAGCAAACAAACGUUUUAACGGCGUCGUAGCUCUGAACAGAAAAAGCCGUGAGCAAGUUAUUGUGAAAGUUUUGAAUGGUGAUGAUUUUGUUGACGAUGGUACCAGAAAAGAAUUUUAA
Molecule: messenger RNA, 474 nt
Organism: Enterobius vermicularis (human pinworm)
Lineage: Eukaryota; Metazoa; Nematoda; Chromadorea; Rhabditida; Oxyuridae
Source: the annotation of a GenBank genome assembly